Messenger RNA from Diabrotica virgifera virgifera (western corn rootworm), 906 nucleotides. RefSeq names its product cilia- and flagella-associated protein 251-like. The coding region runs from base 1 to 906 and encodes 301 amino acids. The transcript has a single exon. The record is from RefSeq and is a predicted model, not a curated record. Lineage: Eukaryota; Metazoa; Arthropoda; Insecta; Coleoptera; Chrysomelidae.
AUGAAUAAAACCAACUCAAAAAAACCUAAAGGAAAAAAUAACGACGACCAAAGGCAAAAGGACAAUGACGACGCAUUAAUUAGUAAAAUUGAGAAUAGGGAAGAACAGUCGCAAGACGGCACAAUAGAUGAAGAUGAGCUGAGAAAGUUUGAAAGGGAAUUGCUACAACGGCACGAUCAACAGCCUAAACUAAACAGGUCGGGUGCCAUAAAGCACUCGACACUUGUAGGGGAAGAAAUUAAUACAAGAGAAGAAGAAGAAAAAGAGGAGGAAGAGGAAGAUCCCUCGGUGAAAAUCCUGGAAGCGAAAGCCUUCACAGAAAGUCACGAUGAAAAAACGGAAGAAGAAAGGGGAGGAACUUGGGAAGAUAUAGAGGAGAGUGUUUUAACAGCCUUCUUGUUCGACGAAGAGGACAGAAGAGAAAUGCAGCAAAUGAAAAAAAGAAAAGGGGACAGCCUUGAGAUAAAUGAAAAAUUCAAAAAAGAAAAACUUGAAGAAAGCAAAAAAUAUCCAGAAGAAACCGACAGGGAAAAGGUCCAACGGAAAAUGAAACAAAUACUCGAUAUACUUAAUACAGAAGGCCCAAUAGAGGACGAAAGAAUAAGAAUGAAAAAACUCAUAGGGGAAAUUAACUCUAUGCAAAACAGAAAAAUUAGCCCAAAUCAAACAACACAAGGGGAGGAGAAAAAUAUAAGAUGCGAACAAUGUAAAAUUAAGAUCGAGCAAGAGAGACAAAGAAAAGAAACAGAAAAAAUAAUAGGAAUUGUAAACAAGGGAGGAGACAUAGACACCUUUAGUCAAAUCCACGAGAAGAAAUGGGAGGACAAGGUGUUUGAAAAAACGAAGUGGGAACAUGGGGGACUGCAAGAGACAAUUGAAAAAAAAAGAAUGCAUAAUAAUAACUAA